This is a messenger RNA of Betta splendens (Siamese fighting fish), 3062 nucleotides long. It is a transcript of the gene cabp1a, whose product is annotated as calcium binding protein 1a. The coding region runs from base 345 to 1547 and encodes 400 amino acids. Lineage: Eukaryota; Metazoa; Chordata; Actinopteri; Anabantiformes; Osphronemidae. Gene Ontology annotation, molecular function: calcium ion binding. The record is from RefSeq and is a predicted model, not a curated record. The transcript is spliced from 7 exons.
AGGUGAGUCUUCGUGGUUUAAGGUGCAGAGCGGCGUGUACCUGUGUGUAAUGGAAAAGUUUGCGGACCACCUUACUACCGUCCCCACCCACGUCACCGCCAGAUGCCAAAGACGAGCAUCCACAUCAAUGGAGAGGUGACGCGCUUUGCAGCGACGUGUGUGCCCCUGUGUUCUGUCUGCGCGCGCUCCGGCCGCGCCGCCGCCGCACGGAGAUCAGGUGGUGAAAUGUAGCCGAACUUGACGCGGUCGGAAUGUGCUGGAGAACAUGGGUCGACGAUGGCCAGGCAACGGCGAGUGAUCGAGUCGACAAUCGACCCACCGCAGACUAGACCAGAUCCGCAGCAAUGAGCGCCUCCUUUCUGAAAUCUGAAUCCACGUCGUCCUUACUGAAAUCCUCCUCGACCGCGAGGAGACCGACACACCUCCCCGAGCACGCAGCCGACGGCCGGAGGAGUCAGCAUCACCAUCAGCACCAGCACCAGCACCAGCAUCACCACCGUCCCGCCGCGCUCCAGAGCGGCGGAAGAGCCGACGGGUCCUUCUGGUCGGCCGAAUGCGACGUCAGUGCCCGAAGACCCCUGUGCCACCCAUCCCUGGCCGGCGCCCCGGACGCUAGUAACAGCGAAGCCACGCGGGACAAGUGCAAGUCGCACGCCCCUCACAGCCAAGUUCCCGACCCCCCGGAGUCAAGCGGCGAGGCGAGCCGAGCGGCGAGGGACGGCUGCAGGUCAUCCAAGCCCACGCACCGGCACCACCACCGCAGGAAGCACCACCGGGAGGACCGACCCCCGGCUGCCGUGCCCCCCGACUCUGAGCACCGUCGGCGCUGUCACACCCACGCCCGCCCGGCCCCCGGGGCGCCCUGUUCGGCGGACAGACAGGACGACAAGGCGCCGCUGUGUGAGUCCAAGGACCACAGGGGGGGCAGCGUGACAAACAGCGGCGGGCAGAUCAGCAGCCAGUCCCCGUCGUCGGGCUCACUGGCCCCGCUGUCCAGCAGGUCGUCUCGUCGCUCCCGCAGGUCCAGUGCUGCUUCUUCUGCGUCGGAUAUCAAUUUACGCACUAUUCUUAAUUCACUCUUUGGGCAGGACCGAGAGCUGAGGCCAGAAGAAAUGGAUGAGCUGAGAGACGCGUUUAAAGAAUUUGACAAGGACAAGGAUGGUUUCAUCAGCUGUAAAGAUUUAGGAAACUGUAUGAGAACGAUGGGAUACAUGCCCACUGAGAUGGAGCUGAUUGAACUGAGCCAGCAGAUAAAUAUGAACCUGGGAGGUCAUGUGGACUUCGAGGAUUUCGUAGAGCUGAUGGGCCCAAAACUCCUCGCUGAAACUGCAGACAUGAUUGGAAUUAAAGAGUUAAAAGAUGCAUUCAGAGAGUUUGACACCAAUGGGGAUGGAGCUAUAAGCACGUCAGAGCUCAGAGAUGCAAUGAGGAAGCUGUUGGGCCAACAGGUGGGUCUAAAGGAGGUGGAGGACAUCCUAAGAGACGUCGACUUGAACGGUGACGGACUGGUCGAUUUUGAAGAGUUUGUACGAAUGAUGUCUCACUAAGAUCAUGCAAUGAUCGGCCCUGAAUGUGAAGCUGUGUCCUUUCCUAUACUUGAUCACGCGCAACAAGGGAGAUGUUAGGAUCUACUGAGCCAUCCAAAUCUGAAUGACACUGGAAUUAAAACUCCUCGAAUGUUACGGAGCGAUGAGUCACCUCACACCUUUCAAAGGGUUCUUCCUGAAAAAGUCUCUAGUUUGACAACUGAGGCGGAAUUUGCUGUAGCCUAGCUGAAGAUUGUCCAACUUGUGUUUUUGCACUUUAAUUCUCACUAAAUAACUUCCUGUGUGGAUAGAUCGAUGGUGUCUUGUCCCAUCAUCUACAUGGCGUCAAGUGUCCCAUAAAACGUCCUCAUUGAUGUACGACACAUACAGAAUGAGAGCGCGAAUGCCUGGAGAAAAAAUACAAAAGCUCUGCGCACUGUGUGGUUUGUGCUUUAUUAGAAACCUGUAAGUGAAACGUCCUCCGUGUGACAUUGGUGCUCCACCAAGAAACCCAUGUGGCAGCAUCGCCCCUGGAUUGUAAAUGUGUGCCCAUCUGUGGUUUGUCACUGUGCCAGUUUAUUAGGAACAUGUCUGUCUUACAGCUACAUGCAAAGAAGACGCAGAUGUCUGACAGUGAGAAACAGAAAUGUGAAAUACACUUCACAUAUGUUAUUUGUCACGCUGGUUAGUUUACUGUACAACAGCUCCCAAAUCCACUCACUGACAUUAUCCUGCAGUGGUGAGCAGCAUCCCACACGCUGUCCAUCAGUGCUCACAGGUUUGAGUUCCCAGUCUUUAGUCUCGCUUCUCGUUCUUUUAAUCUCUCCCCAUUUAGAAGCAAACAGCACAAACAACAUAUGCGAACUGUAUUUACAGCCAUAGUUAAUAUGUAUCCGUUCUAUAUGUCAAAAUGACUGUAGCUGUGAUAAUGUCCCACACGUCUGUGUUGUCCAAGACAUUUCUUGCAUGCCAAAGAGAGACAUGUGUUGACAUUAGUAUGCACACGUGCAUUUGGUCUAACAACAUUUUGCCAAGGUAUCUGUAGAAAAAUAAAGUGUUUACAUUACAGCCCCUUUUUUUGUGGUGACACUAUCAAAAAAAUACAGCAGCAAUAUAGUACAGUUUGUCAUGUAGGGAUGAAGUGAAGGUCUACUGGAGAAAGUCAAAACCAGUACAAACGGCUUGAUUGGGAAAACAUUCAGUGUCAAGCUACCUCGUAAUCUUUACUGUGCGUUUGUAAGGUUUUAUUAAAAUGUCAUUAUCAGCAUAUUGACAUAGCACUGUGUGCUGUCACUGCUUGUCUGGAGGACAAACCUCCUCAGCAUAUCUAUUAUUUAGAUGUCUUCUGUGGGACUGCAGGGGGCUGUAGGAACGUCUUCCCUGCAGAACCACCACUGUGCAAGGCACCGACUGAAUAUAAGUGUGAAUAACUGUUCUGUGUCCCUGUGUGACCUUUCGUUCAUUUACCUUUCAUGGAAGAUUUGUCAAACUACAAACAUGUAGCCACAAAUAUAUAUUAAAUAUAUCAUAAACAUA